This is a messenger RNA of Mirounga angustirostris (Northern elephant seal), 3669 nucleotides long. RefSeq names its product phosphatidylinositol-5-phosphate 4-kinase type 2 alpha (gene PIP4K2A). Bases 240 to 1460 code for a protein of 406 amino acids. The transcript is spliced from 10 exons. Gene Ontology annotation, cellular component: plasma membrane. Lineage: Eukaryota; Metazoa; Chordata; Mammalia; Carnivora; Phocidae. The record is from RefSeq and is a predicted model, not a curated record. Gene Ontology annotation, molecular function: 1-phosphatidylinositol-5-phosphate 4-kinase activity; 1-phosphatidylinositol-4-phosphate 5-kinase activity. Gene Ontology annotation, biological process: phosphatidylinositol phosphate biosynthetic process.
CGCGCCUGGUCCAGCCGCGGGCUGAGCGCGGAGCCGCGGCGGGCGCGGGAUCCGGGCCGGGGCGCGAGCCGAGCGCAGCCUCCCUCCUCUGCUGGGCCGAGCGGGCAAAGCGGGCGGAGCGGGCACGGCGCGCCGGGGCCGCCGCCGGGGGGAUGCGGCUGCCUCCCCCGGCCGGCGUGUAGAGAGGGCGGGUCCCCGGCCUCGGGAGCGCGGCGGUGGAGGGGACAGAGGCGGCGGCCAUGGCGACCCCCGGCAACCUGGGGUCCUCCGUCUUGGCGAGCAAGACCAAGACCAAGAAGAAGCAUUUCGUAGCGCAGAAAGUGAAGCUCUUUCGGGCCAGCGAUCCGCUGCUCAGCGUCCUGAUGUGGGGGGUAAACCACUCGAUCAAUGAACUGAGCCAUGUUCAAAUCCCUGUUAUGUUGAUGCCGGAUGACUUCAAAGCCUAUUCAAAGAUAAAGGUGGACAAUCACCUUUUUAACAAAGAAAAUAUGCCGAGCCACUUCAAGUUUAAGGAAUACUGCCCGAUGGUUUUCCGUAACCUGCGGGAGAGGUUUGGCAUCGAUGAUCAGGAUUUCCAGAAUUCCUUGACCAGGAGCGCACCCCUUCCCAACGAUUCCCAGGCGCGCAGUGGGGCUCGAUUCCACACUUCCUAUGACAAAAGAUACAUCAUCAAGACCAUCACGAGUGAAGAUGUGGCCGAAAUGCACAACAUCCUGAAGAAAUACCACCAGUAUAUAGUAGAAUGUCAUGGGAUCACCCUUCUUCCCCAGUUCUUGGGCAUGUACCGGCUUAAUGUUGAUGGAGUUGAAAUCUACGUGAUUGUUACAAGAAAUGUGUUCAGCCACCGUUUAUCUGUAUAUAGGAAAUACGACUUAAAGGGCUCUACCGUGGCUAGAGAAGCCAGCGACAAGGAAAAGGCCAAAGAACUACCGACUUUAAAGGAUAAUGAUUUCAUCAAUGAGGGCCAAAAGAUUUAUAUUGAUGACAACAACAAAAAGGUGUUCCUGGAAAAACUGAAAAAGGAUGUUGAGUUUCUUGCCCAGUUAAAGCUCAUGGACUACAGCCUCCUGGUGGGAAUCCAUGAUGUGGAAAGAGCCGAACAGGAAGAGGUGGAGUGUGAAGAGAAUGACGGGGAAGAGGAUGGGGAAAGCGAUGGUACCCACCCUGUCGGGACCCCUCCGGACAGUCCUGGAAAUACACUGAACAGCUCACCGCCCUUGGCUCCAGGGGAGUUUGAUCCAAACAUUGAUGUUUAUGGAAUUAAAUGCCAUGAAAACUCGCCCAGGAAAGAGGUGUACUUUAUGGCAAUUAUUGACAUUUUGACUCAUUAUGAUGCAAAAAAGAAAGCUGCCCACGCCGCAAAAACUGUUAAGCAUGGCGCUGGUGCAGAGAUCUCGACCGUGAACCCAGAACAGUAUUCAAAGCGCUUUUUGGACUUUAUUGGCCACAUCUUGACGUAACCUCCCACAUGGCCUUGGACGGACAUGAGCACGGGAAGGAAAGAGGUGGCUUCGGUGUAGGAAAAAUGAAAACCAAACUCAGUGAAGCACACCUCCUCGUUUACAUCUUCAGGCCAAGAUGACUGAUUUGGAGGCUACUCGCUUUAACAGCUACCUGAUAUUUCCCAGCAUCGUUCUAGCUAUUUCUGACACGUGUGCGUGCGUGCGUGUGUGUGUGCCUGUGCGCGCGUGUAUGCGUGUAUCUUAAAAAAAAAUAAUUAAUUAAUUAAUUAAUGCAAACCGGUCAGCUUCAGUCAGAGUGCAUUUGGGCAACAACCCUCUGAUUCCAGCUGUGGAUGGAUGGAUGGAUGGAUGGAUGAGCACAUGUGGGGGGAGGGGGCGAAGGAAAUGCAUGUCAGACCAACCAUGUUGGCAUCACGCGAUAAACUGUGGAUCAGUUUAUUUUUUGGAGUUGAAAGAUGUGACAGUAUUCAUAAUAAUAAUGAAGAUAAUAAUAAUGAUGAUAAUAAUGAUGGUGAUUAAAAGAAAAAAACUUACUGCGAAUGUUACAUUUCUACCACGCACGCGGACACUCCUUAAUAGUUGCCCCCCAAGCCCCUGGCGCUGGGCGGGGGGUCGCUGGCAUCUCCAGCACGCCCUGGCUCAGGGUUCUGCCUCCACAGUGUCGGGGCUCCCGGCAUCCAGGGACAAAGGCCCCUCCUCUAGCAAGAAGCUGAUGCCCUUAGUGACUCUUGUCUGUACAUUUUCACCUCAGUAAGUAUGUCCAGGAAAACUGCUUACUUCUCUUUUCUUGCCUGGAGCUUCUUCACUGUUACACUCUUAUGUUGCAAUAUAGGAAUUAAUGCUACAAAAUAAAAAUAAAGCUUACCUGCAAAGUGCAUAGUUUUGGGCAAUGGUAUCUACAUCUCCUACAGUGGGAAGGUGAGCAGAGCAUUAGAACUCUGAAUUCUGUUAACGAAGGCAAAUCUGAAUUCUAAGAUGUUUAUGUUUCACCAUUGGUUAAACAGUGGUAUUUUGUUAUCAAUUAUCCCUUUAACUGAAACCCUCAAUUUUACUGUUUACAUUAUUAGGAAAACAGGGAUAUUUUUGAAUCUAAAAAUUUAAUGUACAGCAUGUGAUUUUUUGAAGUUUACAUGUAAAGUCAUUUUACAGUGUAGGUGGAAUAAUGUUUGUCAUAUUUUGAAAUGUAUCCUGCAGUCAUGUUUUUGGGUGAAUGUUUUAUUCAAGUACAUGGUAGGCAGUCUUAUACAAUAAAAGGAAAAGGGUUGUUUUGUUUCCUCCAGAUGUACAUUUAUCAACCUGAUGAUUUUUUUCUAAAUGUUUAACCCAAAUCUGGUUAUGUAAGUUCAUUGCCCUAAACUGUGCUGUGUUUUAAUCAAUUUAUAAAUUUCCAACAUCGAUCAUGUAUUUACCAACUUUCUGGCAUUUUCUGAAAGGCAUCAAGCUAAAAUAUUAGACUUGCUUAGAGUAGGUUGUCAACUUAUACACUGUGCUAAAGCUGUGCCUUUGAAAUUCUUUGUUUAAAACAUGAGAUGAUUUUUGUAGGCAGUUUCAGAAAAGAAAAAAAAAAAUCCACCUUUCAGUGAUUAGUUAUAACUCCGCAAACCGCCCCUGCCAUACUGCCUCUUCCAGGAACUUUACUUCAGGGCUUAUCAAGACUGCGACUGUGCCCACUGGGUGUGGGUUUACUUCGGAGAACACGGUGAUAGCAAAUCAGGAUCUCUGGAAGCCAGCAGCAACGCCAUUCUAUGACUAGUUACUGACUUCACCCAGGUUUGUUAGCCACGGUGGAUAAUGCUAUCGCCACUGGGCCAUGGUCAUCCAAAUCUGUAUUUCAUGCAUUCAAAUUAGUUGAGACUGUGAUCUGGGCCCCCACUCCCCCACCAUUCAUCCUGGCAUCGAGUCCCUUUCAGUGUUCUGAAGUUCUACGGUGGUUUCUUUGACCCAAGACUACAAAAGUGAGACCCUGAAGUAAAGAUAAGGUACACAUACAUUAUUUGAGUAACUAUUUCCUUUGUGGCCAGUCUGUGUAUGCUUUUAGAAGUUUACAAAAUGCUUUAUUUUUUGUCUGUAACAGUCUCUGUCGUUCAUUUCUGUCGAUAAACUAUUUGGACAGAGUGAGGAAGUUUGCCUUGUAUCUCCUAGUGCUAACAAUACACUCCAGUCAUGAGCCAGGCUUUACAAAAUAAAGCACUUUGAUGACUCACAA